This is a messenger RNA of Hippocampus comes (tiger tail seahorse), 1738 nucleotides long. RefSeq names its product lysine (K)-specific demethylase 8 (gene kdm8). The record is from RefSeq and is a predicted model, not a curated record. The transcript is spliced from 9 exons. Gene Ontology annotation, cellular component: nucleus. Gene Ontology annotation, molecular function: histone H3K36 demethylase activity. The coding region runs from base 258 to 1514 and encodes 418 amino acids. NCBI's taxonomy places the organism in Eukaryota, Metazoa, Chordata, Actinopteri, Syngnathiformes, Syngnathidae.
GGGUCGUCGUUUCUUUCCGGUUCGUUUAUGUCGACACACCGCAUCGGCGCCGUCAAUACGGAAGCCUCGCAUAUAUUUCUCCGAUUUGUUCCAAAUAUUAUCUGGCUGCCGUCAUCUCACUGUUAAUUUAUAUGAUUCCUAAAAUGAAUCUUUUGCAUUUCUUAUUAUUUGUUUAUUUUUUGCUUUCACGCAUAGUGUCGUAACUUGCGGACUUCGCCGGACAUCACUGUACAAGAUUUUGAAAGACCUCCUCGUCAAUGACAAUGUCUCUGUGGCCCAAGAUCUCCGCUGUUCUUCCACCAGACGAAGACCACUUCCCACUGCACUUCAACGACAAGGUGGAGGCGAGCGUGAUGGAAAUGCUGAGAAGAUCCAGACACCAGCUAUACACCGGCGCCCCGGCCACAGGCCGCCUGCUCGACGCUCAGAUCGUUCUGGACGUGUCGUGGGAGAAACUCAACAUGGGAACGUGGCGCCACGUGGACAAGGAGUGGCGCCGGGUCUACUCGUACGGGUGCCUCUUCAAAGUAUGCGCCUUGUGCGGAGCGGAACCUUCAGUGGAUGACCUUCUGCAGGCAAUGCGCACCUGUGACAUGGGUUUGCUCAUGGGCGCCGCCAUCAUGGACGAUCGACUACAAGUUCUGGUCGGGAUUCUGCAAAAAGAAAUCAAGAAAGACAACAGAAGUGAAGGCGGGAGAAAGCAUACAGAGCGACAGCAUACACAGGCCAAGAGGCUGAAGUUGGUACUGCCAGAUGUUCCGCUGAUCGGAGAAGAUCAGGCAAUUCCUAGAGUAAAAUGCCCGUCUCUGGAGAGCUUCAAGAAGAACUACCUGCUCCCUUCCAAAGCGGUCCUCUUGGAGGGGACCAUCGAUCACUGGCCAGCCCUCAACCAGCACCCGUGGAGCUUAGAAUAUUUAAGGUCGGUGGCGGGGUGUCGCACUGUCCCUGUGGAAGUGGGCUCCAGGUACACGGACAAGGAGUGGUCCCAGACGCUGAUGACGAUCGACGAAUUCAUCGACCGCUAUAUUUUAAACCAGCGUGAGACCAGGCAGGAGGGGGCAACACCUAUCUGCGGCUAUCUGGCUCAGCAUCAGCUCUUCGAGCAGAUACCAGAGUUGAAGGAUGACAUCCGAAUUCCUGAUUACUGCUGCCUGUGUGACGGCGACGAGGACGACGUGACCGUCAACGCCUGGUUCGGGCCCGCCGGCACCGUGUCGCCCCUCCACCAGGACCCCCAGCACAACUUACUGGCGCAGGUGGUGGGAAGCAAAUACGUCCGCUUGUACUCGCCCGAAGACUCGGACAAGGUCUACCCACACUCGUCUCAGCUCCUCCACAACACAAGCCAGGUGGAGGUGGAGAAUCCCGACACAGAACGCUUCCCGGAGUUCUCCAAGGCUCCGUACCGGGAGUGCGUGCUGCGGCCCGGAGACGUGCUCUUCAUCCCGGUGCAACACUGGCACUACGUGCGCUCACUGGAGCAAAGCUUCUCCGUCAGCUUCUGGUGGUCCUGAUUUGGUCAAACGACAGAAAAAUGAAAUGAGUUAUUCCAAUGCCUCCGUGGAGGAGGCGUCCACGUCGUGCAUGCGCUCGGCCACGAAGAAGCAGAGCGUGCCGCUGAAGCCCAGCACCACCAUGAGGAGGAGCUGCCACGUUAGCAGCAUGUUGCCGCUGUAGAAGAACGCCACGGCUGCGAAAACCGACUGAACAACACAAGAGCCAAGAAAAAAAACAAAAA